Spinacia oleracea (spinach) is the source of this 3605-nucleotide messenger RNA. RefSeq names its product nuclear pore complex protein NUP107. The coding region runs from base 154 to 3441 and encodes 1095 amino acids. The record is from RefSeq and is a predicted model, not a curated record. Gene Ontology annotation, biological process: post-transcriptional tethering of RNA polymerase II gene DNA at nuclear periphery; protein import into nucleus; mRNA export from nucleus. NCBI's taxonomy places the organism in Eukaryota, Viridiplantae, Streptophyta, Magnoliopsida, Caryophyllales, Amaranthaceae. Gene Ontology annotation, molecular function: structural constituent of nuclear pore. The transcript has 25 exons. Gene Ontology annotation, cellular component: nuclear pore outer ring; nuclear pore.
AAACCUGGGUCCCCGUUAAACCAUGAACCCAUUAAAAUCCAUUUGCAUUUAGCCUCUUUUGGCGCUUAAACCUCAGUUUCUAGGGUUUUGUUUCAGUGUCAAACAAUCGGAAAAAUUCAACAAUCCAACAUUCAAUUUGGGGUUUUUCCGAUCAUGGACGUUGAUAUGGACACUUCUCCGAGCUACUUUGAUCCUCAUGACCUCAGCAUCAGGGAGCAAUUUCGUCGUUAUGGGAAGAGGCCAAGCACUUCUCCACUUCAAGAUAGUCCAGCCUCCAACUAUGGUGAAGGAAGGAUGUCUAAUACUGCAUUGUUCCUUGAAAACAUCAAACAAGAGGUUGAGAGUUUGGAUUAUCGAGAAGGAACGCCUUCCAGGACACAUUCUGCUUACAAAAGAAGAUCCCCUGAUAGUCAGAUAAUACCAGAAUUUCGCAGUGCCAUUGAUUCAUCUCACCGGGCAGGAAGCCAUUCGUUAAAAGCAUGCAAGAUCGAGGAGGAUGUGCUGGAUUCUGGCGAAACAACAUUUUCUUUAUUCGCUUCUCUUUUAGAUUCUUCCAGCCGAGGGCUUAUAUCAAUUCCUGACCUAAUUCUUCAGUUUGAAAAAUCAUGCCGUGAUGUUUCUGAAACUAUAAGGUAUGGCUCUACUGAGAGGCAUCGGAUUGUAGAAGACAGAUUAAUGCGACAAAAAGCUCAGCUCUUGCUUGACGAAGCUGCUUCCUGGUCACUUCUUUGGUAUCUCUAUGGAAAAGGAAGCGAAGAAAUUCCUGAAGAUGUUGUUCUGUAUCCAACAACUUCACAUCUGGAAGCUUGCCAAUUUGUUGUGUCAGAUCUCACUGCACAAUUGUGCCUUCGAGUUGUUCAGUGGCUGGAGGACCUAGCAUCCAAAGCCCUUGAAUUGGAAAACAAGGUUCGUGGAUCACAUGUUGGUACGUAUCUUCCUAGCUCAGGCAUUUGGCAUAAUACUCAACGACAUCUUAAGAAGAAUGAAAAAAGUCCGAAGACUGUAAAGCACUUGGAUUUUGAUGCUCCAACGCGAGAAAAUGCACUGCCAUUGCCUGAUGACAGAAAACAAGAUGAGUCUCUUCUAGAAGAUGUUUGGAUUCUUCUACGUGCCGGGCGAGUAGAAGAAGCAUGUGACCUCUGCAGGUCUGCUGGACAGCCAUGGAGGGCUGCAAGUUUAUGUCCGUUUGGAGGGUCAGACUUAGUCCCAUCCGUUGAAGCGCUAUCAAAGAAUGGUAAAAACAGAAUCCUUCAAGCUAUCGAACUGGAAAGUGGAAUUGGUCGCCAAUGGCGCCUUUGGAAGUGGGCAUGUUACUCUGCCUCAGAGAGGAUUGCUGACCAGGGUGGUGGAAAAUAUGAAACAGCGGUUUAUGCAGCUCAGUGUAGCAACUUAAAGCGAAUGUUUCCAGUUUGCAUGGAUUGGGAGUCAGCAUGUUGGGCAAUGGCCAAGUCAUGGCUUGAUGUCCAGAUGGACAUGGAAUUGGCCCGUUUGCAGCCUGGAAGAAUGGAACUCUUGAAGAAUUAUGAAGAGGCUAAUGGUUCAAGUCCUAGUCAAAGAGUUAGCAGUUCUGGAUCUUCGGGGGGGCUAGAAAAUUGGCCUUUACAAGUUCUGAACCAGCAACCACGACACCUUUCUUCUCUUAUUCAAAAGCUUCAUUCCAGUGACAUGGUACAUGAAGCUGUUACUCGUGGAUGCAAGGAGCAGCACCGACAGAUUGAGAUGAAUCUUAUGUCUGGAGAUAUACCACAUCUAUUGGACCUUGUUUGGUCAUGGAUAUCACCUUCGGAUGAUGAUCAAAAUGCCUUCAGGCCUCAUGGAGAUCCCCAUAUGAUUCGUUUUGGAGCUCAUUUAGUAUUGGUGCUUAGAUUUUUGCUUGGAGAUGAAGUGAAGGAUGUUUUCAAGGAGAAAAUAAUGAAUGUUGGUGAUCUCAUCCUUCAUAUCUAUGCAAUGUAUCUAUUUUCGCAACAACAUGAGGAGUUGGUUGGAAUAUAUGCUUCACACCUAGCACGUCAUCGUUGCAUUGACCUCUCUGUGCACAUGAUGGAGCUACGAUUGAAUGCUAGAGUACACAUUAAGUACAAAUUAUUUGUAUCUGCUAUGGAGUAUUUGCCGUUUUCUCCUGGAGAUGAAUCAAGAGGCAGCUUUGAAGAAAUUAUUGAGAGUGUAUUGUCAAGAUCUCGCGAAAUCAAAGUUAGCAAGUAUGAUAACUCAGCAGAUGUUGCAGAGCAACAUCGGUUGCAAUCACUUGAUAAAGCUAUGACUGUACAGUGGCUUUGCUUUACACCCCCAUCAACAGUUGAUGAUGUUGAAACUGUUGGUUCCAGGCUUCUUCUACGAGCACUUAUGCACAGUAACAUACUCUUCCGAGAAUUUGCUUUAAUAUCCAUGUGGAGGGUGCCAGCAAUGCCCAUAGGUGCUCAUAAACUGCUUAGUUUUCUUGCUGAACCCUUGAAGCAACCCACUGAAAAUCUUCUAGCUUUUGAGGAUCAUGAUGUUUCCGACUACCUGAAGGAGUUCAGUGAUUGGAGUGAGUACUACUCCUGUGAUGCAACAUACCGCAACUGGCUUCAAUAUGAACUAGAGAAUGCGGAGGUUUCUCCCAGUAAGCUAUCUGUGGAAGAAAAACAGAAAGUCAUUGUAGCGGCACAAGAGGCACUCAACUCUUCACUGUUACUCCUACUGAGGAAGGAAAAUCCUUGGUUGGUUCCAGGUGAAAAUCAAAUUUAUGACACAACAGAACCUGUGGUCCUUGAAUUGCACGCUACAGCGAUAUUGUGUUUGCCUUCUGGUGAAUGCAUGUGUCCGGAUGCCACCUUAUGUGCCACAUUGAUGAGUGCCCUCUACUCUUCGGUGACGGAGGAAGUUGUGUUAAAUCGACAAUUGACGGUCGAUGUGAAGGUUUCUUUUAGGAAUAAUUUCUGUGUUGAGGUUAUCCUUCGCUGCUUGGCAGUUGAAGGCGAUGGAUUAGGGCCUCAUGAACUGAAUGAUGGUGGUAUCCUUGCCAGUGUAAUGGCAGCGGGCUUUAAAGGUGAACUUUCUCGAUUUCAAGCUGGUGUCACAAUGGAGAUUUCACGACUGGAUGCUUGGUAUUCUAAUGCUGAAGGCUCCGUGAAAGAUCAAGCUGCAUACAUUGUGCGUGGUCUCUGUCGCAGGUGUUGUCUUCCAGAACUGAUUUUACGCUGCAUGCAGAUGUCUGUUUCAUUGGUGGAGUUGAUUGAGGUUCCUGAGAGGCAUGAAGAGUUGAUUGAGCUUGUUGCUUGUCCGGAAACAGGAUUUAUUCGUUUAUUCAGUCAACAGCAACUGCAGGAAUUUUUGCUGUUUGAGAGAGAGUAUUCAAUAUGCGCAAUGGAGCUUCAGGAAGAACGCUCUAUGAGCGCCCAUGAACAGCUGUACCAGUCACAGGUUCGAAUCCCUCCACCGACAUGUGUCAUAGGGCAGUAAAAUUGUAAGAAAAUAUGUACAUUCGGGAACAUAAAAGGACAAAGAUAAGGGGGGGAAAUGAUUUUGAUUUUGAUUUUGAUUUAAUUCUUUGGAGUAAGAACUCUCCUCUUUAGUAACUUGUUGCAAAGAUAAAUCUAUGUAUAAAUCUACUGUGGUGAAAUCAA